This is a messenger RNA of Seminavis robusta, 422 nucleotides long. The record is from the annotation of a GenBank genome assembly. NCBI's taxonomy places the organism in Eukaryota, Bacillariophyta, Bacillariophyceae, Naviculales, Naviculaceae.
UUUCGUGGCAGCUUCUCUCAGCUCAUAAUCUGUCAGAUUUCAUUUUUUCAAAGGCACUGGGAAAACUCUGGCUCUGAGAUAUGUCAAUAUAAAAACUGUUAAGGAUGGAAACAAAUCACGACCAUGAGCUUCCACUCUUACAAGGACAGGCCAAUGGUGCAUCCAACAAUACCAACGCUACCAACACCAACAAUAGUGUUGGCGAGGAUGAUUUGAUUGAGUCUGAGCUUGGGUCUGAGAUUGACCAUGUCAUAGGAGCAGUUGUUGACUCCGAAGAAAAGAAGAAAGAGAAGCAACGUGAGCACACAAAACAGCAUGACAGAAAGCGGAAACAAGAAAAUAUCACAGCAUCUAGAUUCCCCUUAUCAAUGCAGACAAUAUCACUCAACUUCCUGGAAACAACGACGUUCCGAGCUAUGUGA